CAACAGUUGCAGGUGGUGGAGUUCCGGCAAACAUCCCCCGCCCCCAAAGCUGCGGCCUGCACUGGGCCCCAGUUGGUUCGGACUCUUCGUUUGUCAAGCGCCUGAGUUGAUGCAGGAUGUCACAGCAACGAACGCUACCCCAGAGUAAAGAGCUUCUGCUCCAGUCCUACAACAAGAGACUGAAAGAUGACAUCAAGUCAAUUCUGGAUAACUUCACAGAAAUUGUCAAAAGUGCUCGGGUUGAAGAUGAGACGCAGGUAUCCCGGGCGACGCAGUGUGAACAAGAUCACUAUGAGAUGCAUGUGAGAGCUGCAAACAUUGUGCGAGCUGGUGAGUCUCUGAUGAAGCUGGUGUCAGACCUGAAACAGUUCUUGAUCCUGAAUGACUUUCCCUCGGUGAAUGAAGCCAUUAACCAGCGGAAGCAGCAACUACGAAACCUGCAGGAAGAAUGCGACAAGAAACUGAUCACCCUGAGAGACGAGAUUGCAGUUGAUCUCUAUGAGCUGGAAGAAGAAUAUUACUCCUCCAGGUACAAAUAAGACAGAACUGUCCUCGGCACAGCCUCCAGAAUGUUCCGUGAGCAACCACAAGAGUGCCUUUUAACACUCACAUUACCACAAUGUGACCCAGCUUCAUUCACUCACACUGUAACACUCUCCUAAUCUCACACUAACCUUCUCAUGCUGUAACAAUCCUAAUCCCACACUGUAACACUCUCCUAACCUCACACUAACCUUCUCAUGCUGUAACAAUCCUAAUCCCACACUGUAACACUCUCCAGUUCCAUGGUAUGUAUUGCCUGGGUAGAUGAGGCUGUACCUCUGUAUUUUUAAACUCUGAUAUUAUUCACCAAACUCCUCAUUAUUACUCACUAGAAAUGCGAGUCUUUCUCUUUUUGUUAUGAUGUGGGUUGACUUUGGGCUCUAGUUGAGGCUGUUUAAAAAUAUUCUUUUACAGCACAUCUUCAGUUGAGACUGAUCCUGAUCCACCAGAACCCAAAUGUCAUGUUAGGUGUUGGGAAGGGUGGUGCUGGGCAGAGGGUGGUUUCACUUAUUUACACUUCGUCCCUUCUUGACAGAACAAAUUCCCGGUUCCUGACUGUAAAUCAUUUUGGGGAUCCUACGGAUUCUCCCCACCAUGUGUCUGUUGGAGUUGAUUGAAUUGAUUCCUCAUGAGUCAAACUCUAACAUUCCUAAAUGUCACAAAGUGACUGAUUUCUUUUUGAAAAGGCCAUCUCCACAACGAUGCUCACCAAUCGGCAAGCAUUUUAAACAUUCCUGGGCUCUACACAUUUCACUAAAACAUUAAGUGCAAUUCUGAAACUGUGCUGCAGCAUCUCCUGUUGGAAUUUGCCCCUGCUGCCACUUUUGUGUAUCAGGGACGAUAAUGGUGCUUCUAUAAUGUUGAACCAAACAGGGCAUUUACAAUUGGCCAAGAAUGUCUGCUCAGCUUUUACUGCAGUAAGAAUCUGGGAAUUUUUACUACGUAAAAUGGAAUUUUAUUGUAAAAAAUCAUUCCCCAGUUUAGUAAGAGAUUCUAUUUAUCUCAAAUUUUAUAAAUGCUUUUCUACAACAUGAUAUUCAUGCAUGUUAUGAAUAUAGAAGUACCCUGUUUGUUAGAUUUUUACUCUUCUCAAGUCCAGUCUUCUGUGCCGGAUUUGGUGGGGAAACAGUCUUCUAUUUGUUUGAAGUUAUACAACAUUGCAGCCUUAAAGCGAUGCUCAGUUCCUUCACAUGAGGAUAAGAAGUUAAAUAAUGUUUUGUGACCAGGGCCUGUGACUAUGUGUUACUAUUUAUACUAAAAUCAUUUCAACAACCAUCAACGUUUUCAGCAAUGCGAUUUCGUAUAUUUCUGUUGUGACCCUUUCUGAAGGUGGCGGAUGGCACGGAACUGUCUAAUUCAUUAUCCUUUCCUUUCCCACUGCCAAGUGUCUCAUUACUUUCUGACUAUCCCAUACUAAUCCAAGGAUUAUGAGCUGCUUGCACACCCCAGUGUAUUAGUGUUAUAAAUUACGAAGUUGCUAUUGCAUGCAAUAGGUCAAGAUAAUUAGGCAGAGCCGACAUGGUUUUGUCAAAGGGAAAUAAUGUUUAAUUAUUGGAGCUGUUUCUAACAAGUAACUUGUUCUGUAGAUAACAGGAAGCCAAUGGAUAUAUUGUACUUAGAUUUCCAGAUAAGGUGCCCCAUCAAAGAUUUACAAAAAUAAAAGUUCAUUUUAUAGAGGGUAAGAAAAUGGUACGGAAGAGUGGCUGACUGACUGACCUCUUCUCUUUAAGUUUUAUAUAAGUGAUUUGGAUAAAGAGACUGAAGGUUUGGUAGUUAAAUUUGCUGAUGAUGCAAAGAUAGGAAAGUGAGUUGUGACAGGGACAUAAGGAGCCUACAAAGGGAUAUAAAUAGGUUAAGUGAGUGGGCAAACAUCUGGCAAAUAGAGUUCAAUAUGGGAAAAUAUAAUUUUAUCUCUUUUGGUAGAAGUAAUAAAAAGAAGCAUAUCAUCUAAAUGGUGAGAGGUUGCAGAGCUGUAAAAUGCAGAGGGAUUUAUGAGUCUGAGUGCAGAAUCACAGCAGGUUAGUGUGCAGGCACAGUAAGUAGUUGGGAAAGCUGAUCGAAUGUGUUGUACAGCGAGGGGAACUGAAAGCAAGAGUAGGCAGGUGAUGCUGCCGUUAGUGAGAUAAUAUCAGGAGUACUGAUCCUUACAGAAGGAUGUUAAUGUGUUGGAAACAUUAACUCGGAACUGUUUAGUAGGCUAAUGCCUGGCACGAUCAGCUUGCCUUCCAAGAAAAGGCAAGACAGGCUCGGCCUGUAUCUUAGAGUUUAGAAGAGUCAGAAUUGACUUAAUUGAAGUUUACGAGAUCCUGAGGGGACUUGACUGGGUGGAUGGGGUGAAGUUGCUUCCCAUUGUGGAAGCAUCUAGAAAUGUGGUUAUAGUUUAAAAAUAAGGAUUUUCCCAUUUAAAACAGAGGAGGAACUUUUUUUUUGAGGAUUGAGAAUUUUUAGAAUUCCCUUACUCAAAGGCAGUGAAUGCAGAAUCUUUAAGACAGAUUAAAUUCUUGAUUAUCAAGGGAAUGAAAGAUAAUCGGAGGUAUGCAGGAAUGUAGAGUUGAGGUUAAAAUCAGAUCAACCAUGAUUUUACUGAAUGGCAGAGCAGGCUUGAAGGGCUGAGUGGCCUGUUCUUGUUCCUUGUUUGUAUGCACAUCAUUUAACAUUUCAGUAUUAUAUUCUGUGUACAUUCUGUAAUAUCAAUAGAGUGGCUUAAAUAUACAUCCCAUGAUAUCAGUCUGACUUAGCUGUACAUGCCAGGGUAUUCCCCACACGCCCUGUAAUAUUCUGUUGUGCUAUAUGUGCAUCCCAUAAUAGUCCCCUUCAGUAUGUUCACUGUACAUUCUGAAAUUAUCUGUGUAGCUUGUAAUAACACUCCAGGGUUUAAAAUCUCAUCGCAGUCCCAGGUGGUCAGUGAGUAAUUUUGGGAAUUGCUGGGAAUCAGCGGAUAACCUGGUGAUCAGUUCUGCUGAAGCCUCUGUUCUGGGCCACUGUGUUCACGGUCAAUUUGCAACCACUGGACUUUGGAGAGCCCAGUUCUAUCUCCAGCCUGAAUUGAGUCCAUGGGCUCAGCCAUGACUGCACUAGCCUGAGCUAGUGAGGGGAAAGGGGCUAGGAGGGGAGGAGCCCAGCCACAGCUCCUGUUCAUGAUCAGUGUUCAGUGUUUUCUCCUAUGUGCACACAUGUCCACAAUUUGGCAAUAAUCAGUUAGAGUUCAGCUGUUAAUACACAGUCAGAUAGUUCACGUUAGAAACCCACACAUCGACUUGGAAAAAUGGGAAUGCAGAACUGCCACUGACACUCGCUGAUGUGUAAUCCCUAGAGUAUCCCAAACUGUAUCCGUCCCACACCCCUAAGCCUCUUCACUGAAAUGAGCCAUUUAAAAUCAAUGGAACCUUCUACAUCAUGAGUAACUAAACCCAUUUUUGUGAAAUGCAUGCUUUAAUCUUUUUUGAAAAAAGUGUUGCCAUUCAGUCUCCCACCCAGAGCUAUGAUAAUUUAGAGUGCGGACUAAAAAUGCGAACUGUUUUCACUUAUUGAACCUUGCAAUAGUGAGUGUUACAUUUAAUAAUUGUCAUUUUGUGCCUUGUUCACUGUUCCCAACAUUUUCAAAAUGAAAUUUGUUUUUAUAUCUGUACUUAAUGUUUAUUUUUGUUUAAAGAUUUAUAUAUAAUUUAAAAACCAUAUCCUUCAUUCAAUUAAACAUUCCAGUAUCUCACUUUAAAGAGUCAGCAUUUUAAAUACUUCCUAAAUAAAGGUCAAAUCAAUAAUCACCAAUCUCUGUCUUUCUGUUUCACAUCAUCUCAUUGAAGUUUCCUCUGCUUUGCACCUGCCAUUUGCUUCUGCUGCCUUUCAAACACAAGCCAUUUUAUCAAUUAAAUUAAAAUAACCUUUUAAUCACAGAGCAGAUUUUUAGAAGAUUUCAGUCAGUGAAAGCAGCACCUAGUAUGUUACCAAGAGGAGCAGACCAUGUUCUGUCCUCGGGCUGUGCUGGGCUGGGUGAUCGUUACUGGGGAGAGGAAUAGCGUCAGUACUAUUGAUGCUUGUAGAUUUCAAGGUUAGAGUUCCAAAUACUGACCAACUUUUUCAAUAGUUUUCAUUCAGCUGUGUGAUCCCUCUUAGUUAUCACCACUGUGCCUAUCCUGGGAGUGUUUGGGAACAGUGUUGAGGAAGCUUUGUUUUUAGAUUGAGUGGAAGGAACAUGAUAUCUAACACUGUUGUUCCUGCUGUAGGUUUUUUUGGGGGGACUGUGUGGAGAGAGCUUAACUUACUGCUUAAAAGAAUAGAAGGAGCUUUACUCUGUGCCCUACGCUGUGCUGUACCUGUCCUUGGAUUGUCGGGGACAGUAAAUAGGGAACAGUAUUCUGUACCAUCCUAAUCUUGGGACAGUUUGAUAGGGAUGGUGUGGAGAAGCAUUACUUUCUCUUUAAAGGAAUAUAGGGUGUUUUACUCUAACCCUGUGCUGGCCCUGUCCUGGGACCAUUUCAGGACAGACUAGAGAGAUCUUUGCUCCAUAUGAAACCCCAAUGCUGCAUCUGUCCUGGGAAUCUUAAUGUGGCCUGUAUUGUUGUGUGGCUCAUUUUUCUAAAGCAAAUUCAUGUUCGACAACAAAUUGCAUUUAUAUUGUGCCUUAAAUGUAAUUAAAUAGCCAAAGGUGUUUUUCAGGAUGUUACAAAUCAAAUUUGACACAGAGCAAAGUGAUUCUAUAUCUCCUGGUCUUCCACAACAACACUAGAACAGGUCAUAAAAAGACUGGUCAAAGAGGUAAAUUUCAGGAGUGGCUUGUUGUUGGAGGAGGAGGAGGAGGAGGGAUAUAGCAGUUCAAGCAGAGAAUUCCAGAGCUGAGAGUCUAUGAGCUGAAAGCACAGCUGAUUAAACUCAGGCCUUCAGAAUUAUUGGAGGGUUGUGGGUCCACAUGGAGCAUUUGAAAACCCAAGGCAUGUAUUUGAUUAAAGGCGUUGCUUAAUUAAUUGUUUGAGAGGUAAUGACACUGGAUAGGUAAGGGAGAUCCAGUAAAUAUAAUAAAUGUUUGGAUUUAUAGGCAGCAUUUAUUAAGAGCCCGUGGUGUUCAGGGUAAUAUAUUGGCAUGGAUAGAGAUUAGCUGCUUCCUGUCCACGAGCCAGUGGGGUAAGGGGAUCUUUCUCACAUUGGCAGUGUGUGACAAGUGGUUUCCACAGGGAUCAGUGCUGGGGCCACUGCUGUUUACAAUAUACAUUAAUGACUUGGAGGAAGGAGUGAAUGUACUGUAGCCAAGUUUGUAAACCAAUUUUUUUUUUACAGAGGAGACUAGUGAAUUGCAAGAGUGUUACAAACAGUUUACAGAGGUACAUUGAUAAAUAAUUGAGCAAAACAUUAGCAAAUGGAGAUUAAUGUGUAUAGAUGUGAAGUUGUUCAUUUUGGGAGGGAGAACAAAGGAACAAAUUAUUAUUUAACUCGAGAGAAACCACAGAAAGCUGCAACACAAAGGGAUUUGGCAGGGACUUGUGCAUAAAACACAGGAAGCAUAUACAGGGGUAGCAGGUAAUCAGUCCGGCUGAUGGAAUGUUGCCCCAUAUUUCAAAGGGGUUAGAGUAUAAAAGUAGGGAAGUUUUAACUGCCACUGUACAGAGAGCUGGUGAGAGCACAUUUGCAAUAAUGUGAGCAGUCUUGAUCCCUUGCUUAAGGAAAGGCACAAAUUCAUUGGAGGCAGUUCAGAUAAGAUUCACUAGGAUGAUCGUUGGGCUAAAGAGAGAGUACUUUACAAGCAAUGUUUGAACAGGUUGGAACUCAACUCUCUGGAGUUUAGAAGAAUCCGAGAUGAUCUCAUUAAAACAUUUGGGUUUCUUAAGGGGCUUGCCAGGGUAAAUGCAGAGAAGGUGUUUCCCCUAAUAGGUGAGUCUGGGACCAGAUGGCAUAGUCUCAGAAUAAAGGGGCACCAAUUUAAGACAGAGAUGGGGAGGAAUUUCUUCUGGGUUGGAACUCCUUGCCACAGAGAGCUGUGGGGACAGAGUCCUUGUGUGUAUUUAAGACUGAGAUAGAUUCUUGAUCGGUUGGGGAAUCAGCGUAUGGGGAAA
Molecule: messenger RNA, 6587 nt
Organism: Stegostoma tigrinum
Lineage: Eukaryota; Metazoa; Chordata; Chondrichthyes; Orectolobiformes; Stegostomatidae
Gene: med22
Product: mediator complex subunit 22
Exons: 4
Coding region: 117-539 (140 amino acids)
Biological process (GO): regulation of transcription by RNA polymerase II
Cellular component (GO): mediator complex
Molecular function (GO): transcription coregulator activity
Source: RefSeq, a predicted model, not a curated record